AUGGGCAAGAAAAGUAAAGCGAAUAAAUUGGCAAAAAUGUCGGAGGAGGAGCGGGCGCGUUAUAUGCAAAUGCGUGCCGAUAUAGAAGAGGAGGCGCGACGCCGCAAAGUACAGCUCAUAUCGCUCUUCAUGAAGAAUAAACUCAAGAAGGAGGAGGCCUUCGGUCGCCUGAAUAUGGCGAAAAUCAAUCAGGAAUGGCGUUCCAUCUUGCGUCAGGUGAAAGUGCAGGAGCUGCGCAAAGAUAUGGUAGAAUUGCAGAAAUUCUUUCAAGAGCGUCUAGAUCGUAAAGAUGGUGUCAUAAAGCGUUUACUCAACGAUAUCGAUAUAGCUGAGGAUAUGUACUCGACGCUGCAGCAGUCACAUAUGGAAAAUGUUAACAAGAUGAUUGGCAUCCAACAACAACGUAUGCAGUUCUUCAAAGAUACUUAUGAACAAAAUAAAACUGCUGUUCUUGAAGAAUACAGUCAAGAUUUUGCCGAGUUUCAAGAAAAACGUCUUAAAGCUUUGGAUGAAUUGGAAUGUGUUAAAUAUCAACUGGAAGAUGAUAGUGAAAAGCGCGCAAUGGAAAGAGAGGAGAGACAUUUGCAGCAAUUGGACGACUUGAAGAGUGAGAUGCAACUCUAUAUUGAAAAUAUCACUAAAAGUGGCGAGGAGAAACUCGAACGUCUGUGGCAGGAAUAUCAAGAUGUGCUCGCCGGUUAUAUGCGCCACACCGAGAGUUUCUAUUCUGAGUAUAUGGAUCUAAAGGAACGUGAUCAGGAGAGCGCUAAUAUAAUACGCGAUCAUUAUCAUCAAAUAGAACGUGCCAGCGAUCAGUUAGCUCAUCUCAAGCUAGUCUAUGCCGACAGCUUGGAGAACAAUGAGGUUAAGGUGAUAUAUUUUGUGAAGCUCAGGGAUGAUCUGCAGCAACGCUUGUCAGAGUCGAAAGCAAAUUUUGAGUCUGAAUUGAAAACCGAUGAGCAGCGUUUCAAACUAAUGAGCGUCGUGAGCUACAAUGUGCUAAAGCACUUGAAAGGCAUCGCAGCUGAAGGUGAAACUCUUCUACAACUGGCAUUAGUUUGUCGCAAAAAUGAGACAGAGCGAGAACAGUUGUUGCCUUUCGGCUUGCCACCGCUUCCCAAGCCGAUGUUUGAGGAGACGCAAACUCAGGAGGAAGUAGAAGAGAUAAAGGUUACGGAGCAGCCAUCCAAGUUAGAGGAAUACGCCUAUGCCAAUUGGAUGUUGAUGGAGAACUUUUGGCGUCGUGUCAACAACGCACGUGUCGAUGUGGUCUGCAUGAAGCAACAAAAGAAGAAACUGGAAAACGAAAACGCCCAACUAAAAGCACAACUGCAGGAGCUAUUGAUCAAUUUGAACUUAUGCAACGGUUCCAAUCUACAUGUCAACGACUAUCUCGCCAAGCGACCGAGCAGCAUGCGUGUGGAUCGUGUGCAACAGCAGCAUCUAACCAAAGAUCGACGACAAACGAAGUGUUACAGCGCAGCCGAAGCGCGUCGCACUUCAACAACCCCGUGUCACGCCAACAAUAAAAGCUUUCGGCGUCCCUUCACCGCUUGCAUCGAGGCGAACUUCACCAGCACCGUGCGUACGGCGCGUUUGCUGCGCGGUAAGCCGAAACUGGCGAAAAUUGAAUCGUUUGUGCGGUUUUAA
Bactrocera oleae (olive fruit fly) is the source of this 1650-nucleotide messenger RNA. The record is from RefSeq and is a predicted model, not a curated record. Lineage: Eukaryota; Metazoa; Arthropoda; Insecta; Diptera; Tephritidae.